Molecule: messenger RNA, 2021 nt
Organism: Ogataea polymorpha
Lineage: Eukaryota; Fungi; Ascomycota; Pichiomycetes; Pichiales; Pichiaceae
Exons: 2
Coding region: 1-1959 (652 amino acids)
Biological process (GO): regulation of transcription by RNA polymerase II
Source: RefSeq, a predicted model, not a curated record
AUGGCCAUCCUGCGCGAACGCCCGUCUCCAAUAGUCCGCAAGAGUCUUCGGCGGCGAAGACUCGCUCCGCGUCUACUGGAUAGCGAUUCAGACACGUCUCCGCCUAGAAAGUUGCCCACGCCCAGGAGCCCUCGGCCAGUGGAGAGAGAUGAGUACCUCGAGGUGUCUAAACCCCGUGAGGAACAGAAUUUCACAGACUACUACGAGGGUCUUGACGAGUGCGAGCCGUUGCCUGUCGUGGUGAAAGAGAGCAGGAUAGAUGACGAGUUUGAGGAGUACAUGUUGAAAAGGAAACGACAGGACCGCGAAAUUUUGGCACGGCUGAAAAGACCGUCUUUCAGGAAAAUUCCGGAUCAACAUACAGAAGCACCUCCUGUUGCUAGAAGUAUGAUCCAGUUCGGCUACAACGACAACAAAACUGUGCAAAAGUCGACAUUUUGGCGGCCGACAGACCGAGGAGAUGGCCUCAUUACCGACGGUCUCACCUUAGACCAGAAAAACGAAGAACAGGCCCAGCUCCAUGCCCAGCUGUAUGGGUCCGACGACGGGAUAGGAGCCGCUCCAGAGGAAGACCAGUGCUGUGCCGUUUGCAAUAGAAAUGAUUGCGACAAUUCGAACGCCAUCGUUUUCUGCGACGGCUGCGACAUAGCUGUUCAUCAGGAAUGCUAUGGCGUUGCAUUUAUUCCAGAGGGCCCCUGGCUGUGUCGAAAAUGCCUCAUUGCGCGAAAUCAAAAGAACAGAUGCUUAUUUUGCCCUAGUGUCACAGGUGCGUUCAAGCAGACAGACAACGGCGGAUGGGGCCACGUGAUCUGUACAUUGUGGAUAAACGAACUAUAUUUUGCCAACCCUGUCUAUAUGGAGCCGAUCGAGGGCAUCGGCAAUAUCCCGCGAAGCCGCUGGAAACUCACUUGUUAUAUAUGUCGCCAGAAAGUUGGAGCGUGUAUACAGUGUUCCAAGCCCAGUUGUUCGAUCGCGUACCACGUUACGUGUGCGCGACGCUCAGACUUUUAUAUGGAGAUGAAACAAGGAGUCCAGACAGCCAUCCAUGAUAAGAGCACCGUUGUGUCGUACUGCGAUAGACAUUCUCCAAAAGAGUGGGAUUUUUAUCAUGACACAAAGCAAGGGAUCCAAAAAACAAGGCUUUACUACAGCACUGGGAAGAACCGAGACUCCGGAAACAAAAUUGUGAUUAGCAAAGCCGAGAAAAAGGAGCUUAAAGAUACGAAAAACCACUGGUUCAAAUGGAAGACCGUGCGCGGAGCUCCUAUCCUUCCUCUUGUUGUGAUUAAGAAGUUGGACAAGAUGCUCCAGAGCUACAGAAUUCCACAAGAUAUUAACUAUUUAUAUGAGUUUGCAAAGUAUUGGACUCUGAAACGCGAGGCAACUGGAGGUCCCCUUAUCAGACGUCCGGAUACGGCAAAUCUUGGUGUUCUCACAAAUGAGGAGAUCGAAGAGCGUCUUCAGGCUCUAGAUUUGAUCAAACAGGACAUAGUCAAAUUAGCAGAGAUAUCCUCUCUAUCCCUGAAAAAGGCAAAACUUGAGCUCAAGUCUACCAACGAAUUGCUUGACCAGAUAGAAAUAUAUUACCUGCCGAUGCAAUAUUUGAUUAGGGAGUUAUUAGAUCAAUUCCUCAAACACGACAGAAACAAUGCCAUAGUUUCGACAACCUUUGAGGACUCCAACCUGCCUUCUAUCGGGCGAAUAGUGGAAAAGGUUGAGAAUUAUGAAUAUCAACUAGUUAGCGAGCUUGUUGACGACCUUACCGCAGUGGAUAAUUAUGUGAUACAGAAUUUCGAUCCGCACAGUGCUAUAUACAGGCAUAUUCGCAAUUAUUGGAGGAGACUCAGGUCACAAACUAUAGACAGGGCCCAAAAAGCCGAGCGCGCGUUGCUAAAGGGAAACAGAAAAUUGUUCGCAGGGGUGGAGGCAGAAGGACUUGAUUUCCAAGUCAAAGGAUGAAAUUACGGUACGAAUAGAAAUUGUGUCUGAUUAAAUCCAAGUAUAUAUCAAAACAUGUCGCU